AUGGAGAACAGCACGCAAGCCAGCACUUCUGUCGAGAAAAGAAAUCACCAUUGGAGAAGUUACAAGUUGAUUAUUGACCCGGCUCUGAAAAAAGGACAGCACAAACUCUACCGUUACGAUGGGCAACAUUUCAGCAUGCCUAACUCGGGAAUCGCUCCUGUGGAUUGUGUCAGGGAUCCCAGAAUAGGGCGAAUAUGGACCAAAACUAAGGAGUUGGAGCUGUCUGUCCCCAAAUUCAAGAUUGAUGAAUUUUACGUGGGGCCAGUGCCUCCCAAGCAGGUCACCUUUGCCAAGCUGAACGACAACAUCCGCGAAAACUUUUUGACCGACAUGUGCAAGAAAUACGGCGAAGUGGAGGAGGUGGAGAUUCUCUACAACCCCAAGAACAAGAAGCACCUGGGCAUUGCCAAAGUGAUCUUUGCCACUGUCAAGGGUGCCCGGGAGGCCGUCCAGCACCUUCACAACACCUCCGUCAUGGGCAACAUCAUCCACGUGGAGCUGGAUACGAAAGGUGAAACCCGCAUGCGAUUCUAUGAACUGCUCGUUAAUGGUCUUUACACUCCUCAGACCCUUCCUGUAGGCACCGAACAGGAUGUAUCGCCAACUGUAAAUGAAACUCUCCAGUUGACGGAUUCCCUGAAGCGCCUGAAAGACAGUAACCUUUCUUCUGCGGGAUCAUCUGUUACCCCAAACAGUAGCACGCCAUUUUCCCAUGACACAGCCUAUUCCAGCUGUCGGCAAGACACCCCAAACUCAUACAGCCAAUUUACCCCACAGUCCCAAGGCACACCUCACACCCCACGGUUAGGGACACCGUUUUCCCAGGAUUCCACCUAUUCUAGUCGUCAGACAACGCCUGUGUACCAUUUUGGGCAGGACAGUGGGUACAAACCCAGGAGACACGAAACAAAAUUUACAGAUGCCUACAACCGUCGACCAGGACAUCACUAUGUUCAUAACUCGGCAGGUGUUUACCGAGGGACAGAGCAUCAGUUUAGUACGUACAAAUCCCAUCAGCAGGAGCCAGUUCAGUUCUCUCACACUCCUCCCCUGAGCCACUCUAGUUCUUCGAGCUACAAAUCUGCCUUCUCUCCCUACCAAGCACCAGCUGUAUUUCCCCAAUCCGAUGAGCAGCAGUUUCCCCAAACUUCCAGGGAAACAGAGUACCGAAGACCUGUGCCACCUCCCACUGAGAUGGUUGUGGAAAGCAGCACUGCCACUAACAUCGAUUUUGUCCCAGUGAAGGAGAAACAGGAGGACCCUCCGCCCUUGCCCGAUUCAAACUCUGUUCCUGAACCAAGCACAGCAUCCUUCUCUCAGACUCCAGAGAGAAGUGAGACCCCUGGCACCCCCACCAUGGAGUCUGAAAUGCAGCAUAACAGUUUAGACUCACGGAUUGAGAUGCUCUUAAAAGAGCAGAGAACAAAGUUACCCUUUCUUAAUGAGCAUGACUCGGAUAAUGAGAUCCGAAUGGAAGGUAGCCCUAUUUCCUCUUCUUCUUCCCAGCUCUCUCCCAUCCCAAUGUACAGUUCAAACUCUCAGCCCGGUUACAGAGGUCAGACGCCUUCGUCGCGCCCUUCCAGCACAGGCUUGGAGGACAUUAGCCCAACGCCGUUACCUGACUCUGAUGACGAGGAGCCCAUCCCUGGGACGGCUUCUCUGAGUCAGAAUUCACGGGGGACAUCAGAGGCCAGCAUGACUCCCAUUGAUCAGCUGAGCAGGACCUCCAAAAUUGAGACCUCGGAGGCUAAAGAAAUGGUGCCUGGUGACCAGACUCCGACGUCAGAAAAAAUGGACGAGGGUCAGCAUUCUUCAGGGGAGGACAUGGAAAUCUCUGAUGACGAGACCAACCCUGCACCUAUCACCAGUGCAGAAUGUGCCAAAACCAUUGUGGUGAACUCCUCCGUCAGCAACACAGCCGUGAUGGCCCCGUCAAUUCCCCCCUUGCCACCACCAGGAUUCCCUCCUCUUCCUCCUCCGCCGCCUCCACAGCCAGGCUUCCCGAUGCCUCCGCCGCUACCUCCGCCACCUCCACCCACUCACCCCGCUGUCACCGUCCCCCCGCCUCCGCUCCCUGCCCCUCCUGGGGUCCCUCCGCCUCAUAUCUUGCCUCCGCUUCCUCCAUUCCACCCUGGCAUGUUCCCUGUCAUGCAAGUGGAUAUGAUAAGUGUCUUGGGCAACCAGUGGGGUGGCAUGCCAAUGUCCUUCCAGAUGCAAACUCAGAUGCUGAGCCGCAUGAUGCAGGCGCAAAACACAUACCAGUAUCCACCUUUCAUGACGGGCCGGAUGCAGUUUGUGAAUCUUCCGCCCUACCGCCCUUUCUCAAUGGGAGCAGCUCUUGGUCGUGGACAGCAGUGGCCACCACUGCCCAAGUUUGACCCCUCGGUUCCACCACCAGGUUAUGAGCCGAAGAAGGAAGAUCCCCACAAAGCCACCGUGGAUGGAGUCCUCCUGGUCAUAGUGAAGGAACUAAAGGCUAUCAUGAAAAGGGACCUGAACCGGAAGAUGGUUGAAGUGGUAGCGUUUCGGGCAUUUGAUGACUGGUGGGAUAAGAAGGAACGUCUGGCAAAGGCGUCUCUCACUCCAGUGAAGUCUGGAGGAGAACUGGAGGAGAAACCAAAGCCAAAGGAUCGAAUCACAUCUUGUCUUUUGGAGAACUGGAACAAAGGAGAAGGCCUAGGAUACGAGGGCAUUGGCUUGGGCAUUGGGUUACGAGGGGCCAUCCGGUUGCCAUCCUUCAAGGUGAAAAGAAAGGAGCCACCUGAAGCUGCCUCAGCAGGAGAUCAGAAGAGAAUCCGGCCUUCUACUUCUGUCGAUGAUGAAGAUGAAGAGUCGGAGAGGGACAGGGAUGCUUCCGAUACAACAUCUGACCUGUCAAAGAAGGAUGCAGAAGCAGUGGGGCUGAGGCGGCGACCAGCAAGGCCGCUGGAGCUUGACAGUGAGGGAGAAGAGGGAGAUGAGACAUCAGAGAAAGAGGAGGAGUCCUCCUCAGAGAAGGAAGAGGAGCAAGAAGAAGAAGGAGGCUUGGUGAAAGCAGCACCUGGCAAGGAGGAGGAGGAGGAAGAGGAUGAUGAGGAUGAAGAGGAUGAUGAUGAAGAAGAGGAUGAUGAAGAUGAUGAGGAGGAGGAGGAGGAGACAGGCAUAGACACAAGUGACAAGGAAGAGGAGCAGGACUCUGAGGAGGAUGCAGCAAGUCCCUCGUCUUCUAAGGCUGAAGUUGAAUCAUCUGAUGAAAGUGAGGACUCCUCUGAAUUUGAGUCAAGUUCAGACUCAGAUGAUGAGGAUGAGGAUGAUGAAGAUGAGGAGGAGGAAGAGGAGGAAGAGGUGGCUGAAGAUCAAGACGGAGAAGCCAUGGUUGCUGAGACAGAGCAUGAACCUGCUGGUCAUGAGCUUCCUGAUGAUGAGAAGGAGACUAUUUUGGAGCUGUAUCCUGUGGAUGACUACACAGAUCCAACAGACUUGAGACUCACAGAGCCAGCUUUGGCAGUGAAAGAUGAAGGCAUGGAAGAAAUCAAGGCAGGGGAAAGUGAAUGUGGUGAAGUCCCAGAGGCAUCUAUUGCUGCUGAAACACUGAAACACUUGGUUAUGCAAAGAGACCAGGAGACAAAACUUGCACUGUCUCCCAUCUGUGGGCCAGAGGAAGAGUCUGAACCCGCUACCAUGCUGGAGCCAGAGGUGCAGGAAGGUCCAAAGCCUGAAUCUCAAGAUGAAGUGCUCUGUCUCUCGACUCCAGUGGGAGUCUUCGGAGAACUUCUGCCCAAUAAAAGCAACUUCUUUAGCAAGUCUGACGACAGCAGCUUAGAAGCUCGUGUUAAAACAAAGCUGCCCUCUGCAGCAGAGGAAGAUGAACGGGUGCCUCGCACGCCUGGACGGGAGGUGAUGAUCCAUUCGGAGACUGAUACUCUUUUGCUUCCAGCCCACAAGGUGCCAUCCUCCAUGCUUCCCUUACCACCAACUCCUGGUAAAGAAGAAUCUUUAGUCCCUCCAGAAAAGUUCCCUGAACAAUUAAUGGUGACCAAAACGUCUGUGGAAGAGGAGAUUCCUAGGACGCCUGGGCGGGACAUUUUGGCCAAGUCUUCACACCCCCUUGCGAAGUCACAGAGCACGGACACUGUUCCAGCCACGCCAGGAAGCGAUGCUUCCCUUAUGGGAAGCAGCUUGACCCUCAGUUCCCCUCAAGUCCCAGGGAGCCCCUUUUCCUACCCAUCCCAAUCUCCUGGCAUUAACAGUGGCAUUCCUCGGACUCCUGGGAGAGAUUUCAAUUUCACGCCUACUUUCCCAGAGGCUGGUGCUACCAUUCCUUGCCUUCUGCCUGGCAAGAAACAGUCAGAGGAUGAGCUAGAUGAGAAACCCUUUAAAGAGCCUCUUGGUGCUUCCCUUACGAUCAGCAUGAACAAUGUUCCUUCCCCUAUUCCCUUUGCCAGCCCCCCCCAAGCAGAUUUCCACACGGACAUGGGUUUGCCACCUGAUGAGCCAAUACCUGUAGCAGCCCUGCCAUGCAUGCAUGGAGAUGGAAGAAUGCCCAUUGAGGAAUGCAAGGCAGAAGUAAAAUCUGUUUUGCUCUCACCAGAAGUACCCACUGGUGCUUCUAUUCUUCCUCCCCCACCACCGCCUUCUGUUCUUCCCAAAAGGAGGCCAGGUCGGCCAAAACGGUCACCACCUUCUGUCCUCUCGUUGGAUGUGUACUCGGGCAAAACCAUAGAACCUCCUCCUGUGCCAGUGGCCUUGGUGGAAAGUACUGUGGGCAAAGAGCUGUUGAGUGGACAUCCUGAUGCUUUCUAUGGACUUAAAGACCCUGAAGCCGUUACCCUGGACUUCAGGAAUGAUGGUUUCCAUGAGAAAAUAGCAGCUGAGACAGUUGCAGAGAAACUGCCAUUUAAGGAACUGGAGAACCAGUGGAAUGAAGACUACAAAGAAGAAGAAGCUCACGCGAAACCUAAAAGACAGUGGCGAAGGCAGAAGAAGACACCUGAGGACCUACCAGUGAUUCCUUCCCCUGAGUAUUCCCCACCCCGGCCUCAGUUCAGGCCACGCUCCGAGUUUGAGGAGAUGACCAUUUUGUAUGAUAUUUGGAAUGGAGGCAUAGAUGAGGAAGAUAUCAAAUUCAUGUGUAUCACAUAUGACCGCUUGUUACAGCAGGACAAUGGUAUGGACUGGCUCAAUGACACCCUGUGGGUAUUCCAUCCUUCUACUAGCUUUUCUACCCCCAAGAAAAAGAAGCGGGAUGAUGGGAUGCGGGAGCAUGUGACGGGCUGUGCACGAAGUGAAGGCUAUUACAAAAUUGAUAAGAAGGACAAACUUAAAUACCUCAACAAUAGCCGAGCUUUUGCAGAGGAGCCUCCAGCUGACACGCAGGGUAUGAGCAUCCCUGCCCAACCUCAUGCUUCCACCCGGGCUGGCUCUGAGAGGCGGUCAGAGCAACGCAGGCUCCUCUCCUCCUUCACUGGUAGCUGUGACAGUGACCUGCUCAAGUUCAACCAGCUCAAGUUCCGGAAGAAAAAACUAAAAUUCUGCAAGAGCCACAUUCAUGACUGGGGCCUUUUUGCUAUGGAGCCCAUUGCAGCUGAUGAGAUGGUGAUUGAAUACGUGGGUCAGAACAUCAGGCAGGUCAUUGCUGACAUGCGUGAAAAGCGAUACGAGGAUGAAGGCAUCGGAAGCAGUUACAUGUUCAGAGUCGAUCAUGACACCAUCAUCGAUGCCACGAAAUGCGGAAACUUCGCCAGAUUUAUUAAUCAUAGCUGCAAUCCAAAUUGUUAUGCUAAAGUGAUCACAGUGGAGUCUCAAAAGAAGAUCGUCAUCUACUCCAAACAGCACAUCAAUGUGAAUGAGGAAAUUACGUAUGACUACAAGUUUCCAAUUGAGGAUGUAAAAAUCCCAUGUCUAUGUGGCUCUGAGAACUGCAGGGGAACCCUGAACUGAACUCGAGGUUUCUCGUCACACUUGCACCUUCGGCCAUGUCAAAACUGUGGUAACCAGGUGUGGUUGCACUUUGCCAAAAAAAGAGGAAAAAAAAAAAAAAAAAAGAAAAAAGGAAGAAAAAAAAUUUAAAAGGAAAAAAAACUAU
Haliaeetus leucocephalus (bald eagle) is the source of this 6064-nucleotide messenger RNA. It is a transcript of the gene SETD1B, whose product is annotated as SET domain containing 1B. The transcript is spliced from 17 exons. The record is from RefSeq and is a predicted model, not a curated record. NCBI's taxonomy places the organism in Eukaryota, Metazoa, Chordata, Aves, Accipitriformes, Accipitridae. Gene Ontology annotation, molecular function: histone H3K4 methyltransferase activity; protein binding; RNA binding. Gene Ontology annotation, cellular component: Set1C/COMPASS complex. Bases 1 to 5919 code for a protein of 1972 amino acids.